AUGCCGGUACCACUUUCCUCCAGCCUGGUGAAACCUUCAAAAUCCUUUGACACAGUGAGACAGACAAUGUCAGGGCACUGGAGGCAUAGCUCCAGGGUGAAAACCUACGGCUAUAGGCUGUCUACCUUUCCACAACACAGGGGGAAGGACAUGCAGCAGCAUAUGAAUACUGCAGCCAACCAGAAGCUCAAGGAGCAGCAAAACUUAGGUUUAAAGUUCUAUGGCCCUUACCCAGGAACACACACCGACCGGAGUUUGUUGCCUCCGUGCUUCCGGGUGCGCUGUGAGCCGCCUCCUCCUCCUCCUGUGACUCUCCACAUCCCUGUGAUCUCUCUCGUAUCUACUUACCUGCUGCUAAUCUCAAGCCCUGCUCAGCACUGUGACAUGCCUGAGCUCAGGAGGAGAGGGCCGGGGGAGCCCGAGCAGGACAACAGCAGUGAUAAGGAAACGGCAGAGGAGAAAUAUGCAGAGGUAGAUGGAGACUCUGCAUUUGAAACAGAUGCUCCAGAUGUUCCAUCAACUGCCGACAGCACGCCAAAAGUGCUCAACAAUGCUCUGUCUGGCUUGUCAUCCAGAUGGAAAAACUGGUGGAUCCGUGGAAUUUUCAGUUUAACAAUGAUCUCAUUGUUUUUUCUUCUUAUAUAUAUGGGACCUCUGAUGUUAAUUAUUUUGGUAUCUGCUAUACAAGUGAAAUGUUUCCAUGAAAUCAUUUCGAUUGGCCACAAAGUAUAUCGCUCCUAUGAGUUGCCAUGGUUCAGAUCUCUGAGCUGGUACUUUCUCUUGGGUGUUAAUUAUUUUUUCUAUGGAGAGACCUUGGCGGACUAUUUUGCCAGCUCUGUUCAGGGAGAAGUGUCCCUUCAGUUCCUCAUUCGAUAUCAUCGCUUCAUAUCAUUUGCACUUUAUGUUAUAGGUUUCUGCAUGUUUGUUUUGAGUUUAGUGAAGAAGCAGUACCGUCUUCAGUUUUACAUGUUUGGAUGGACUCAUGUCACUUUGCUGAUCACUGUCACUCAGUCUCAUCUUGUCAUCCAGAAUCUUUUUGAAGGCAUGAUCUGGUAA
Molecule: messenger RNA, 1056 nt
Organism: Nanorana parkeri
Lineage: Eukaryota; Metazoa; Chordata; Amphibia; Anura; Dicroglossidae
Product: phosphatidate cytidylyltransferase 1-like
Exons: 9
Coding region: 1-1056 (351 amino acids)
Cellular component (GO): endoplasmic reticulum membrane
Molecular function (GO): phosphatidate cytidylyltransferase activity
Source: RefSeq, a predicted model, not a curated record